Nicotiana tabacum (common tobacco) is the source of this 981-nucleotide messenger RNA. RefSeq names its product protein DOG1-like 4. Gene Ontology annotation, molecular function: sequence-specific DNA binding. Lineage: Eukaryota; Viridiplantae; Streptophyta; Magnoliopsida; Solanales; Solanaceae. The record is from RefSeq and is a predicted model, not a curated record. Gene Ontology annotation, biological process: DNA-templated transcription.
CCCGAUGCAAAUCUUCCGAGUCCCAAACAAAAGACUGCAGGCGCGACCUCUCUAUGAUCAUGCACAUAUAUUGCUAGCUUCCAAAAUUCGAAGGCCUAUAAAUCAACCCACAAAAAGGAGUCUCAAUUAAACUCCUAGGGGGGGAAAAACGUUCAAACAAAAAGGAAAAAUGAGUGGUUUCCAUCAAUUCCACGAAGCAUGGCAUGAACAACUUCGUGAAAUUGCCCAACAACUAAAGAAAUCCCCAAGACCUGCAACUAACCAAGAACAACACGAAUUGCACACACAGCUAAUCCAAAAAUUCACUUCCCAUUACUACGAAUAUUACCGUGUCAAGUCCAUGGCAGCCAAAAAUGACAUACUCCAUAUAUUCACUGCACCAUGGUCAAAUUCUCUAGAGAGAUCUUUAUAUUGGAUUGCUGGUUGGCGACCCACUACUGCUUUCCACAUUUUUUACACUGAAUCCAGCAUCCUUUUUGAGUCUCAAAUCGUUGAUAUCCUUCGUGGGUUCCGUAACGGCGACCUUGUGGAUCUUUCACCUAAUCAGCUUAGUCGGUUCAGUGAGUUUCAGUACGAAACCGUCCAGCAAGAAAAUGCUAUCACUGAACAACUCUCAGAUUGGCAGGAUAGUGCAAAUGAUAUGAUUGGAACCAUGGGAGACGUUGAUAGGAAGAUGGAAAGGCUGGUGGAGAUAUUAGAGAAAGCAGAUCAACUGAGGAUGAAGACCAUUGAGAACUUGCUGCAGCUUUUAACGGCACAACAAGCGGUGGAGUUCCUAAUUGCAGCGGCGCACUUGCUCUUUGGAAUCCGUGGUUGGGGAGUCAAUCACGACCGUCAACGAGCAAAAGGAUGAGUUUUGAUUUGUAGUUUGGUUUUUUCGUUUGUUUCUCUUUCGGUCCGUUUUGGACUCCGAUUAAUCCAGAUCUAGCGGUGGGUAUUCGGGCAGUUCGGAUUGGAUAUGAAAAUUUCGGUUUGAAUUUU